Melitaea cinxia (Glanville fritillary) is the source of this 866-nucleotide messenger RNA. RefSeq lists its product as uncharacterized. The transcript is spliced from 3 exons. The coding region runs from base 27 to 710 and encodes 227 amino acids. The record is from RefSeq and is a predicted model, not a curated record. Lineage: Eukaryota; Metazoa; Arthropoda; Insecta; Lepidoptera; Nymphalidae.
UGUGGUGUCUCGGAUUCUCUUACAAUAUGUUCAAAUUCCAACAUAUAUGUUUUGUGAUUUUAGGUUUAACUGGAAUAACCCAUCAAAUAUCAUCUAAAGUUGACUUCGGAGAAGAAGAAUCGACGGCUAUUUUGAAAAAUCCACAAAAUGAUGAAGAUGUAGAAGUACAACAUACUAUUGUUGUUUCGACGAAACUUAAAAAUAAUAACAGAAGAGGAGUACAUUCAAAUGAUGACGCAGGUGUACUCACAUACAAAUUUGGUAAUAAAAAUGCUAAUGACGAAGACAAUGAUGAGGUUCCCAUAGUUAAAGCAUUUAAAUCAGUUGAAACAACACAGAUAAGAACGCCUGAUACUCGAUUCAAGUCCACAACCUACAGUCACCCAGGGUUUGUACAGAAUAGAAAUUCACGGGAUGAAUUGGAUUUAUAUCCCAACUUAGCGGCAAACCCUAUGCAAUGGAAACCUUCAUCCUUCUUCAGUAACAUUAAUUGGUGGAAUCAAGAUAAUGCAAACUUUAAUCAAAGGAGGCCUGACUAUCAGAAAUUUCAUAGAAGGGUUAGUGAAGAUGGUGUUAGAGAGUUCUAUUGUAGAAAAUGUAGAGAAAUGAAUGGCCCACGAGAUUGUAAUCAACCAAAAAGUAAUUCUUGGUUGCGUGAAAGUUCAACACAAAAGAUAAAAAUUGACGGAAAAAUAGCUAAAUUAAAUUGAAUAUCUAUAAUUUGUUUUAGUUUAUUAGUAGAAAAAAAUGUUUAUGAUGUUAUGUUAGUAACCUUGGCGUGUUCUAAAGGUUGCAUCGUAGUCAUGAGUAAUGUGAUGUUCACGAUUUAUUAAUAAAUCUACACGAAAUUGGUGAUUGUAUGGAAA